Molecule: messenger RNA, 1230 nt
Organism: Notodromas monacha
Lineage: Eukaryota; Metazoa; Arthropoda; Ostracoda; Podocopida; Cyprididae
Source: the annotation of a GenBank genome assembly
AUGCUUCAAAAGGAAAAUGAGAGACUGAGGAAAGAAAUUGAGGACAUUCGUGAGGGUCGGAAGAUUGUGAUUGGGAACGAGAUUGUGAAAAGUGACUUAUUCUUGGAGAGUCAAGUACACAUGGAACGUAUACGAGAUUUGGAAAUCAGCAACGUUGCGAAAACUGCGACGAUUGAAAGCUUGAAUCGAGAAUUGGCCCAGUUUCGGUUGAAAGCUGCCACUACUUUGGUUUUAAGCAACGCUUCUGCUGAUUUUUCGUCUGGUGAAGAUGGAAUCGGUGGACUGUUGCAGCAGCAAAUGGAGGAAAAUGCAACUUUACGAUCGAAAAGCUUUGAACUACAAUCUGCGUAUGAUAAACUGAAAGAAAAGUUCAUGAAUGUGGCGAAUCUUCGGGGUUUCGGUGGAGAAGACAUCUUCUGCAACAGCGUCUCAAUACCAAACUCUGCUUCCACUGUUGCCACAAAUCCAUCUACCUCGUCGUCAGUUGCAGCGGAAAACAUGGGGGUUGCUCAAGCAAUGGCUGUACUCCGGGGAGAAGUCUUGGAAGAAAUGAAGAAUGAAUUGGUGCGAGCGAGAGGUUCUGAAAGUGGGAAAGAAGGUGACGAAGAGAAGGCAGAUGGUGUGAUGACCGGGAGUACCUCCACGGAAAACAAUGGAUCUUCGGAAAGCAGUGGCGACGAGGAAGAUUCGGAAAUGGAAAACGGAUCAACAUCAACCUCAGUUUCGACUGUCGUUUCAUCUUUGGAGUCCAGUCGAGUUAAAGCUCUGAUGCGGCAAUUGAGUCAACGAAGUGAAGAGAAGAAGAGACUGGACUCGAAUUUGCGGGAUUUGUCGCGAAAAUUGUCUGACCAGCGAAAGGAAGAGGCGAGGAUGAAGCGAGAGUUGACGAGGAAGAUGGAAGAACUCAAACGAUUGACUGCUGUUGAGGCAGAAAAGAUGAGCAAGAAGUUCUCUGGGGAAAUUGGGCAGUUAGUGAAAAUCCGAGAAUUGCAGAACCGCAAAAUUUCCAAACUGGAGCAAGAAUACACUAGGUCUAAAGAAAUGCUGAAGAAGAAGGAGAAUGAGUUGUCUUCUACGAAGAAGCAGGUGAAGGAACUGAUGAUCAAGCGUCAGAUGGAGGACAAAAGAGGUGGAAAAGCUGCGUCUAAACGGCCGAAAAAGCCAGCAACAAAAGAAUCGGUGUGGAAAGAAAUGUCGGAAAGUUUGUCAGAAAUCGCAGUGAAGCGGGGU